AUGGAGGGCGAGCCUUAUUAUCAUUUCAUACACCGCAGCACCAGGCAGAAAGCCUUAAGCAGACACUGGGGCUGGAACAUGCGCCUGACAAAAGAUCCAAAGGUCCUCUGGUUUGAGCAGCAAACCCUAAAGAGACGCACCAAGAGAAACGUCAGCGUGGUGCCAACAGAUCCCUGGUUCCAUGAGCAGUGGUAUAUGAACAAUGACAUCAGUCCCGACCUAAACAUCCUCACUGCGUGGAGCAAAGGCUACACCGGGCUGGGGGUUGUGAUGACCGUCCUGGACGAUGGGAUUGAGAAGGAUCACCCAGACCUGGCUGCCAACUAUGACCCCCUGGCAAGUCACGACUUCAACAGCAAUGACCCCGAUCCCCAGCCCAGGUACAGCACUGGGGAUGAGAACCGGCACGGGACACGCUGUGCAGGAAGUAUGGCAGCUGUAGCCAACAACGGAAUUUGCGGCGCAGGAGUUGCAUACAACGCCAAAGUGGGAGGUGUGCGGAUGCUGGACGGUCCCAUCACGGACAUGGUGGAGGCCCAGUCCCUCAGCCUGCGUCCCCAGCACAUCCACAUCUAUAGCGCCAGCUGGGGCCCUGAGGAUGACGGGAGGACCGUGGAUGGGCCGGGCGUGCUGGCCACGGCAGCCCUCGAAGGAGGGGCCACCAAAGGACGAGGCGGCCUCGGCUCCAUCUUCAUCUGGGCCUCAGGCAACGGUGGCAUGAAUUACGACAACUGCAACUGCGACGGCUACGUCAACAGCAUCUACACCCUGGCGGUGGGCAGCGUCCUGGCGGACGGGCAGCGGCCCUGGUACAGCGAGAGCUGUGCCGCCAUCCUCACCACCACCUACAGCAGCAGGGCCAUGGGCCAGACGCAGAUCGUGACCACCGACCUGCACCACCGCUGCACCGACAAGCACAUGGGCACCUCUGCCUCGGCCCCGCUGACUGCGGGAAUGGUCGCUCUCGCACUGGAGGCCAACCCAGUGCUGACCUGGCGGGACCUGCAGCACCUGGUGGUCAGGACCUCCAAGCGCGCUCACCUGUGGGCCGACGACUGGGCCUUGAACAGCGUUGGACGCUGGGUGAGCCACCACUAUGGCUACGGGCUGCUGGAUGCUGGGCUGCUGGUGGAGACAGCCAAGGCGUGGACGGGAACGCGGCCCCAGCGGAAGUGCUCGGUCAAGGCUCUUUACGCCCCUCGGAACAUCGGCUCCAAGCUCACCGUCUCCACCGCCGUCUCCUGCUCCAGCAGGACCAAGCGCAUCCUCUCGCUGGAGCAUGUCCAGGUCCAGCUUUCGCUGAGCUACAGCCGCAGAGGGGAUCUGGUGAUCGCCCUGACCAGCCCCAUGGGCACCACCUCCACGCUGGUCAGCAUGCGCCCCUAUGACACCAGCCAGCAGGGCUACAAGGACUGGACCUUCAUGUCCACCCACUUCUGGGAUGAGAACCCAAAUGGGACCUGGACGCUGCAGCUGGAGAACAAGGGUGAUGCCUACAACACAGGGGUGCUCACCAACUUCACCCUGCACCUCUAUGGCACAGAUGAGUACAUGAUGGCCCGGCGCCCCGCAGUCUCUGCUACAGCCGAGUGCCUGAAGCGGGACACGCAGGGAGCGUGCGAGGAGUGCAGUGGAUCCCUGUAUGCCUUUGGGCGCUUCUGCCUGUCCUACUGCCCACCACGCUCCUACGGACAGACCCGUAGAGCCACCCCAGCCACUGCCACCCGCGUCUGUGCCAGCUGCCACCCCUCCUGCUACACGUGCCAAGGUGCUUCAGCCAACAACUGCACCGCCUGUGGCCCUGCCCACACCUUCGACAAGCUCACCCACUCCUGCUCCCCACUGCAGGGCUCAUCCCUCACCGCAAGGCAGCACAAGAAGCUUAACCCCACCCUUCUCUGUGUGAUCGUGGUCCUCUCAGUCUUUCUCUGUGUAUUACGCCCUGUGUUCUUCCAUGCCAUCAAAAGAUAG
This is a messenger RNA of Mesitornis unicolor (brown roatelo), 1971 nucleotides long. RefSeq names its product proprotein convertase subtilisin/kexin type 4 (gene PCSK4). Gene Ontology annotation, cellular component: trans-Golgi network; Golgi membrane. Gene Ontology annotation, biological process: peptide hormone processing. Bases 1 to 1971 code for a protein of 656 amino acids. The record is from RefSeq and is a predicted model, not a curated record. The transcript has 14 exons. Gene Ontology annotation, molecular function: serine-type endopeptidase activity. Lineage: Eukaryota; Metazoa; Chordata; Aves; Mesitornithiformes; Mesitornithidae.